GACAUAGUCGUUUGCAUUUUGCGAGCGGCAAAGCGAGUUCAGAGUUUCUGUGCGAAUGUUUAAUCAGAAUUAAUCCUCGAAUAAUAUGAAGAAAGCCAAGCCACUGCUGCACGACCAUCUGAUAACAAUCCGAGUGAAGAAGUACCUCGAGGAGCAUAUUGGAGAGACCUACCUGGAUGUGAAGCAAAUGACCAGGGAGUUGAUGCAAAAGUAUCCGGAAUACUCACGUCGCAAAUUCGGUCCCUUCAGGCAAUUAGUGCACCAAGCAUUUGCCGUAAUCUCGGAUAGCUAUAACUUGGACAAGGUAAGCAGCUCGGAGGAGGAGUGCAUUAGCGAGGAAUUGGACGCACCACCCGACAACAGUCUAAUGAGCAAUAUGAUGAACAGCCUUUACACUCAACCAAGGAAGCCGCUGGCUGCCAAGCCAAUUAGCGAACCCAUCGAUAUAUCCAGUGGGGACGAAAACGACGAUGACUCCAAUGCGAACACUACCAACGGAGAUGGGCCAGCUCCUGUUCCAACAGGUGUUAAGCCCAACGCUUUAAAACGCAUAAUGGAUGAUUUGCCUGAGACCACGACAAUUCCUAAGAAAUCAGUUAAACCGAAUACAAUUCAAGGUUGUGGUCCGGAUACAGCACAAAAACUUAUUCAAGGGAUGGGUCACAGGGGGAAGAAUCACUGUGAAACUGCUGUGUCCUCCAAAGAACAUCGUAGUGCGGCCGGGGUGUACCAACAGCUUCAUCAAAACCCCAAGAAGUACAAAAAAGAGCUGGAGGUGCAGCACACUACGGAAAGUUUUAGGGACAUUGGCGGUAUGGAUAGCACAUUGAAGGAGCUAUGCGAGAUGCUAAUCCACAUCAAGUCACCCGAGUUCUAUUUUCAACUGGGUCUUUUGCCCGCAAGAGGUCUUUUACUGCAUGGGCCGCCCGGAUGCGGCAAAACCUUUUUAGCUCAUGCUAUAAGUGGGCAAUUAAAAAUGCCGCUGUUGGAAGUGCCGGCAACAGAGUUAAUUGGUGGCAUCUCUGGAGAGUCCGAGGAGCGCAUACGCGACGUCUUUGAACAGGCAAUGGGAUACUCGCCCUGUGUGCUCUUUAUAGACGAGAUCGAUGCCAUUGGUGCAAACCGACAGUGGGCGUCUAAGGACAUGGAGCGCCGCAUUGUGUCGCAACUGAUAAGCAGCUUGGAUAACUUAAAGGCCAAUGAGUUUGGUCAGUCUGUGGUCGUUAUAGGGGCCACCACUCGACCCGAUGUUCUAGACCCUGGUCUACGUCGAGUCGGUCGUUUUGAUCAUGAAAUUGCCAUACACAUACCGUCGCGCAAGGAGCGUCGUGAAAUCUUGCGCAUCCAGUGCGAGGGUUUGUCCGUCGAUCCAAAGCUUAAUUAUGAUAAGAUUGCAGAGCUGACACCUGGUUAUGUUGGCGCUGAUCUGAUGGCUCUGGUCAGCCGGGCAGCUUCUGUGGCUGUAAAACGUAGGUCUAUGAAAAAGUUCCGCGAACUGCAUGCUGCAAGCGAGAAGAACAUGACCACGGUUACUUUGGAUGACGAUGAUCCCAGCGAGGAGCCACAUGAAAGUGCUGAAUCUAAAACUGAGGCUGAGCCGAAAGGUGACAAAGAAAAGGAAAAAGAGAAGGAAAAAGAAAAGGAAAAUAAUAAAAUAGAUGCAGAAGAAAAAGAGAAAUCGGAUGGUGACAAGGAAGUACCCGAUAAUAAGAAAACCGAGGACGAAACACCCAAACCUAAAACCCCCAAGAAAGCGACCAAUGGAAAAUCUCCUAAGAAACAAUCCGUUGCAGCCAUGGAGGUGGAUGAUGAACCCGAUAAGGAGCCAGAGAAAUCCGUGGAGCGGGAAGCUGAUUCCUCUAACGACGAAUACUACGAACCCACUCUGGCUGAGCUGACCAACUUUCUGGACAAUCCGCCCGAGGAGUUUGCCGAUCCGAAUUUCUGCCUCACUCUUAUUGAUUUUAUCGAUGCCAUUAAGGUGAUGCAGCCUUCGGCCAAGCGCGAGGGCUUUAUUACAGUGCCGGACACUACCUGGGACGAUAUUGGUGCGCUGCAGACAAUUCGCGAAGAACUUAAGCUGGCCGUUUUGGCGCCAGUUAAGUAUCCAGAGAUGCUAGAACGUCUUGGACUAAAUGCACCCUCUGGCGUUCUUCUUUGCGGUCCACCAGGUUGCGGAAAAACUCUUUUGGCCAAGGCUAUUGCCAAUGAGGCUGGUAUAAAUUUUAUAUCGGUAAAGGGACCCGAGCUAAUGAACAUGUAUGUUGGUGAAAGCGAGCGUGCUGUGCGAGCCUGCUUUCAACGUGCUCGUAACUCUUCACCCUGCGUCAUAUUCUUUGACGAGUUUGACUCCUUGUGUCCCAAACGAUCGGAUGGUGGGGAUGGCAACAAUUCCGGAACCCGUAUUGUCAACCAACUGUUGACCGAAAUGGAUGGCGUCGAGGAGCGCAAGGGUGUAUACAUACUGGCCGCCACCAACAGACCUGAUAUCAUUGAUCCGGCCAUUCUGCGUCCGGGUCGCCUGGACACCAUUCUUUAUGUCGGUUUGCCCGAGCAGAGUGAACGUGCAGAGAUUUUGAAAGCCACAACCAAGAACGGAAAGCGUCCGUUGCUAGCCGAAGAUGUAAAUAUCGACGAGAUUGCUGCUAAAACUGAUGGAUACACUGGUGCAGAUUUAGCAGGACUGGUUAAGCAGGCCUCUAUGUUUUCCCUGCGCGAAGCCCUAAACGUUGGUGACACAAAACUCGACGAUCUGUGCGUACGCAAUCAGCAUUUUAACGAGGCUUUGCAGCAGCUUCGACCCUCAGUUAACGCCCAGGACCGCAAAGUAUACGAUAAACUGCGCCUGAAAUACGCUGCACCCAGGGUACCCACCUUUGAUGAUAAGUAACGCUCUCAACAAUAAUGGAUUUGUUGUCUUAGUCAAUAAGCUCACUUGCAAAUCAAAAAUAAUUUGAUUGCGAGAAAACACAAACGUAUGAUUUAUAAAACAAAAACCAUGUUACCCAGGAACUAAUUAAUUUCCUUAAAAUUGUAAGCCUACCAUUUAAAAUGAGUAGAGAACGGAAUGCAUUUUGGCUUUUAAAUGAAAAGGGUUCCAUAUGAAUGUUUAAAUAUAUCAGAUUAAUGGUA
Molecule: messenger RNA, 3132 nt
Organism: Drosophila eugracilis
Lineage: Eukaryota; Metazoa; Arthropoda; Insecta; Diptera; Drosophilidae
Gene: smid
Product: nuclear valosin-containing protein-like
Exons: 9
Coding region: 86-2890 (934 amino acids)
Biological process (GO): ribosome biogenesis
Cellular component (GO): nucleus
Molecular function (GO): ATP hydrolysis activity; ATP binding; RNA binding
Source: RefSeq, a predicted model, not a curated record